Messenger RNA from Medioppia subpectinata, 307 nucleotides. NCBI's taxonomy places the organism in Eukaryota, Metazoa, Arthropoda, Arachnida, Sarcoptiformes, Oppiidae. The record is from the annotation of a GenBank genome assembly.
AUCGAUGUUUAAAUAUGUGAGAAACAGUUGCGGUCCGCCGGGCGUUCCCGAAGGGGCCGACAUUUACGGUCAGUCGGCCACUGCUAACGAGGGACAGGUCGUCAACUAUGAAUGCAAAGACCACUUAAAGCAAGUGUAUAGCAAAGUGAGGACCUGUUGGAAAGGCAGAUGGACUCCGAGAUCUCCCAAAUGUCGCUGAGGGAAAGCUCUAAUCUAUUUGUAACUAAUUAUAAAAUAAAAUCCAUUGAUUUGAAUACAACAAAAUCAAGAGAUGUUUUCAAUCAGACAUUCGCUAAUCUGAGUGCCA